Panicum hallii is the source of this 1294-nucleotide messenger RNA. Its product is annotated as zinc finger protein ZAT12-like. The coding region runs from base 395 to 949 and encodes 184 amino acids. The transcript has a single exon. Lineage: Eukaryota; Viridiplantae; Streptophyta; Magnoliopsida; Poales; Poaceae. The record is from RefSeq and is a predicted model, not a curated record.
CAUCCAAACUGCCAAGGAACGGCGUCGACUCGGCGAAACUCGACGCCGUUUGCAGCUGCCCCUGUGCCCAAUCAUCGCCACUACUGCAGCUGAUCUGCUGUCAGCACUGCAAAUCAGCAAUUCAGCGUAAAAGAACUCUGUGUCAGUAGUAGGCAAAAGCCAACUGUUUCUUCGUCUACUCUGAAGGCCACUUGUGAUUUAUUAUAAUCCUUGAGCCUAAUAGAACCGAUUAACUGCUACCAUUGAUCAAUUUGUUUAAGUCUCGCAUUUCUAACCCUGCCUAUAAAUACACCUGCUCCUUGAUGCGCUUCUUCCUCAUUCAGAUAUCUUAGCUUCCGAUCGAGAUCAAGCAGCUAAUUCAUCGGCAAGAACUAGCUGACAAGCGUAAGCAUUGAUGAAGAGGUUUGCGGUCCAGGAGGGCGAGAUGGCACGCGUGCUGAUGCUCAUGUCGCACGGCCAGGAGCCGGCGCUGCCGCUGCUGCCGGUCGCCGGGCGCGGUGACCGCGCACCGGAACGGGUGUUCGUCUGCAAGACGUGCAACCGCACGUUCCCGUCGUUCCAGGCGCUUGGCGGCCACCGCGCCAGCCACAAGAAGCCGCGGCUGGACGGCGACGGCGACCCCUCGCUCGCCAAGCCCAAGCUGCACGGCUGCUCCAUCUGCGGCCUCGAGUUCGCCAUCGGCCAGGCCCUCGGCGGGCACAUGAGGCGCCACCGCGCCAUGACGGGCGGCAUGCCGCCGGCGACGACGAUCGUCGUGGACAAGAAGCCCGACGUCAGCAUCAUCCACGACGACAGCGUCAAGCGCGGGCUCUGGCUCGACCUCAACCACCCGCCCUGUGACGACGGCUGCGACGCGGAGGCGGAGUGCGGCCACAAUGCCACCGCAGGGAUCACGUUCCAUCAGUUCCUGGACACCGGGACCAUGGCCGUGGACUGCCUUGGCUACUAGAUACCACCAAGCUCCACGAUUCUUCUACUACUUCCCAACUUCUUUUUUUCUUUUUUGGGACCUUCAUUUUCUCACUUUCUUUUAUGUGGAGAAAUCCACAUUUUGUAGCACUAGUAGAGGUGCCUAAUGCAUGCAUGGAUCAUGCAUGGAAGGUUUUGGGGGUGUCUUUGAGACGCUGUGCUGCUUUGGUGGUUAAUUUGGAGGCCUAAUUGCUACCAAAGAUAGCUGAGUUACCUUGGGUUUCAUGUUAUUAUGGAUAAAAAACCCUUUGGUCAAAUGGCUUUGAUGUAAUUAUUUAAUCUUAGAAAGAUAUAUAUAGAGCUUGUGGCUUUCUUCAGUUGGUAA